Alternaria triticimaculans is the source of this 822-nucleotide messenger RNA. RefSeq lists its product as uncharacterized. The coding region runs from base 1 to 822 and encodes 273 amino acids. Lineage: Eukaryota; Fungi; Ascomycota; Dothideomycetes; Pleosporales; Pleosporaceae. The record is from RefSeq and is a predicted model, not a curated record. The transcript has a single exon.
AUGUCAGAAUCUGAUGCUCAAGCCUUAAGUCGCAUGAACGCAUACGUAGUGCCGUCAUACAUACCAAAAGACGCACCAAGAGGCCCAGCUGCCAUGCGAGUGACCCGUCCAACCCAAGACGAAGCUCAUGACGAAAUCAACGACUGGUUAGAGUCGGGGCUACAGUCGUACACAGAAGAGGGUCAGCGCAUGCGUGAUGCUGCGAACGGCGUCCAUCUAACAAAACGUUCGACCGUGCUACCCAGCGCUACCGACUUGAAUAGUAGACGUGAAGAGCCCGAACAAGCUUCACCGCCUCCUGCUUACCCUGAAGAGACUUCCGUUCCACUCAACGACGGUGGCGCGGAUGUCCCAAUCCGCUCACAUGGGUCCAGGCAGUUUGGUGGAAUCGUCCGUCACAUCGCCGUCAGCGGUGACUACAACAACAUCCACUUGAAUACCGGUACGGGGCAGCAGAACAUCGCUCAUUACGACCAUCGCAAGUAUCGAGAUGAAGAGAAUGUUCAAGAUUAUCAGGUUGCUGUGAACGGCGGCGGCGAGGAAGGCUACGAUGGUGCGAACGAGGACCGCAACGGCCACGGAAAUAGUCAGGAUAAUACCCCAGGUUAUCGUUCGCCAACAGGCGGCCGAGACGAUCGAUAUUAUCGGGGUGAUGAUCGCCAAUAUGAUGGUUACGAUGGAAGGUAUAACGAGAGUCGUGGCCGUCGCAACACGCCUGCACGUGACAGCCGGGCUGGUGCGCGCUACGAUGAUGACGACGGAUAUGGAAGUUACGGAAGUUACUAUAGCUAUAGUGAUGAGAGUGAGUACAGUGACUGGUAG